AUGUUGCCAAUUCUUGUGCUGCUAGCUCUGCCCAUAAUCCUCAUUCUCUACGUCCAAAAACACAAACCAAAACAUGCCCGAAACCUUCGUCCACCGGGGCCUCCAGGGCUCCCUUUCAUCGGCAACUUUCACCAAUUUGAUGCCAAAUAUCCCCAUAUAUACCUACAAAGCCUUUCCAAACAGUAUGGCCCUAUCCUGUCCAUGAAGCUCGGGUUCAGGCCGGUUGUCGUGAUUUCCUCAGCAAAUGUAGUCAAAGAAAUCAUGAAAUCCCACGACUUAGCUUUUUCAGGCAGGCCUACGCUUGUUGGCAUGCAGAGAAUGUCCUACAACGGCCUGGACAUUGCGCUUACAUCGUACAACGACCGGUGGAGGGAGAUGAGGAAAGUUUCAAAUCUCCAUCUCUUUAGCGCCAAACAGGUCCAGUUUUUUCGCCCGCUUCGUGAAGACGAAGUUUCGAUGAUGAUCAAGAAGAUUUCCAGGGACGCGUCCCUGUCCAGGGUUACUAACCUGAGUCAGAUAGUAAAUACUGCGGUGACCAACACAGUCUGUAGAUUAACGCUGGCGAAAAGCAGCAAGGACGAAGGGUUCGCAAGACGUACCAAAGAACUUUUCGAUGAUGUUCAGGGCGCGCUUGUUGCAUUCUGUGUGGAGGAUUAUUUUCCUUUACUGGGAUGGAUUGAUAAAAUCUCUGGAACUCGGGAAAAGCUGGAACAGACUUUCAGGAAACUGGAUUCUUUCUACCAAGAGCUUAUUGAGGAGCACUUGGAUAAAAACAGGCCUAAAGCAAUGGAAGGAGACAUUCUUGAUAUCUUACUUGGGCUGAUGAGAGAUGGAUCUUCUUCCAUUGCUACUAUGGAUCAUAUCAAGGCAAUUCUAAUGAACAUCUUAAUAGCGGGAACAGAUGCAAAUAUAACUCUUACAAUAUGGGCAAUGACAAUCCUAAUGAAGAAUCCAAUCCCAAUGAAGAAAGUGCAGACAGAGAUAAGAAACUUGGGAAAGAAGGAUCUAAUAGAUGAGAAUGAGAUUGCUUCACUUCCCUAUCUAAGGGCAGUCAUAAAGGAGGUCUUAAGAUUGUUCCCACCAGCUCCACUUUUAGCCCCCAGAGAGACUUUGCAAGAAUGCACCGUAAAUGGCUACGAAAUUCAGCCCAAAACAUUGGUAUAUAUCAAUGCAUGGGCCAUUGGUAGGGACCCCGAGGUCUGGAAAGAUGCUGAGGAGUUUGUGCCAGAGAGAUUCUUGAACAGUGAAAUCGAUGUGAAAGGCCAUGAUCCGGAGUUGAUCCCGUUCGGGAUAGGGCGAAGAGGGUGCCCAGGGAUGAUGAUGGCGAUGGCAAUGGCGGAGCUUGCGCUUGCUAAUCUUUUGUAUGCAUUCGACUGGGAAUUGCCUCCCGGAAUGAAAGACGAAGACCUAGACUUUGAUGUGGAGCCUGGACUGGCAAUGCCCAAAAAGAAUCCCCUUUGUCUUCUGGCCAAGCCUGUGCAAUUCUAGACUAAUAUUAAAAGUUAUUGAUGUAAGAGCUGUGCUUUUCUGGUAAUAAAUAAGGGUUAUAUAUAUGUCGGUUUGGAUCAAUUUCCUGUUUUUGUGCUAUGUACAUCUUGUCUCUCUGCAAUACGUACGUAAACAGAAAUAUUAUGUAUGUAAUUUUGUAUGUGUAAAA
Molecule: messenger RNA, 1657 nt
Organism: Sesamum indicum (sesame)
Lineage: Eukaryota; Viridiplantae; Streptophyta; Magnoliopsida; Lamiales; Pedaliaceae
Product: 6,7,8-trihydroxycoumarin synthase-like
Molecular function (GO): oxidoreductase activity, acting on paired donors, with incorporation or reduction of molecular oxygen; iron ion binding; monooxygenase activity
Source: RefSeq, a predicted model, not a curated record